AUGGUUUAAAACCCUCUUGACUUAAUGUAUAUUUAAUUGUAAAGAUAUUUGAUUAUAUAAAGGCGUUUUUAGUUUUUUUAAUCAUUCAGAAUUCAGUCUUAGACGGACAGUAUCCUACCAAUAUGAACAGCAUUGUACUUUCCGUUUUAUUGUGCGCUGCAGUGCUUAAUGCUCAGCCACUUGGUUUAGGCGGUAUGGGCCUUGGUCUAGGCGAGUUGGGUACAGGUGGCGUAGGUCUCAGUGGGAUGGGUAUGGGUACAGGACUUGGCGGCAUGGGAAUGGGACUUGGCGGUAUGGGUACCGGACUUGGCAGCAUGGGAAUGGGACUUGGUGGCAUGGGAACGGGCCUGGGAUUGGGUUUAGGAGGAAUGAGCGGUGGAUACACUAACGGUGCCGGCUACGGUGGACAGCAGUUCGGUAACGGAGCUAGUGGAAUUGGAAACCAGGGAUAUCAAACCUCAGGCCUUGGCGGUUAUCACAAUUUGGGGUCCCACAACAACAGGGUAUUAUCGGUCAAUCAAGUAGACAACUCCGGUUUCCACAACGUCGGUGGCGGCUCAGCGUUGAACAAUGCUGGUAUGGCUAAUAAUGGCUAUGGCGGAUACCAGAACGAUGGCUCCCUUAUGGGCAAUGGAUACGGCGCUGGCUCACAAGGAAUGAUGAUUUAAUGCCUGUGAUUUAGUAAAUUUAUUGAAUAAA
Molecule: messenger RNA, 699 nt
Organism: Colias croceus (clouded yellow)
Lineage: Eukaryota; Metazoa; Arthropoda; Insecta; Lepidoptera; Pieridae
Product: acanthoscurrin-2-like
Exons: 3
Coding region: 123-668 (181 amino acids)
Source: RefSeq, a predicted model, not a curated record